CGGCACCUCACGCCGGCCUCGGCGGCUCGCCUGACGUCACUUCCCGCCGCCACGGGGCCGCCCCUAACGGCCGCUCUCCCCCAUGGCGGCGGUGGCGGCUGCCGGGGGGGCGGGCGGCGGCUCGGCGGCGCUGGGCGACAGCGGUGCCAUCGACUACUCGGUACACGAGGCGUGGAACGAGGCCACCAACGUCUACCUGCUGGUGGUGCUGGCCAGCCUCGCCCUCCUCGUCUACGCGCGGCGGAACAAGAGGAGGAUCAUGCGCAUCUUCACCUUGCCCCCGGCCGCCGCGACGCCGCCCGAGCCCAACUUCUACGACAGCAUGAAGAAGAUCCGCCUGCGGCAGCAGCUGGAGAUGUACUCCAUCGAUACAGGUGUCAUGAUGAGGAGCUUCUCAGAAACAGAAGUGGAUGAUGAGUGGAGAUGAAGAAAUCAUACAUUUAAGAAGUUGGCUCGAGUUUCCGUUACAGGCAUGGAAAGUUUCUGAGACCAAGCCAUGCGAGAAGAACAUGAGUAAAGAAGAGGGAGAUGUAGAUCCAGACUUUCUAGAAGGGAUUGCAGGAUUUGAGAGGACGCUGCACAAACAUCAUGUAGUUUGCUUGCUUAUUCAUUUACCUGCACCCCUGGAUUGUAAUACUUUGUUUGCGUAACUGUUUGGAAGUUGAAAAAUCCCCUCACUUCUGUGUCUUUAAUAUAAUCAUGGCUUCAAGCUUGUUUUAGGAAAAGCAGAACAUCACCAUAGUUUUUAUUUGUGGAUUAGAUAGCUGCUGUUUUGUACUUGAAAUCAAUUUUGAGGUGGUUUUUUUUUUUGUAGAAACAUACACUGAAUAUAGAGAUGAUCAGAUCAUGACCAUUAUGAAACAGGAAAUCAGUGGGCUUGCUUGCAUUUAAUAAACAGCCUUUGCAUAAAAAGUGUGACAGGUGCAUAGGGAGAAGAAAAAAAACAGAUAGUGCUAGCCCUCUAAUUUGAGUAACCUUAUAAUGUAUUGUACUUACGCAGUCCUUAGAUGUCAGAAUCAAAUAUUAAUCAGUUCAGUCUUUUUUAUUUGACUGUUGGUCACAAAAAAUAUUCCAGGUAGGUAAGAUUUCUUGGGGUUUUAAGUGCAGAUUACUUAGUAUAGAGUGAGGGAAGAGCUUUUUAAAAAGGUAGUUUUUCAAACAUCUUGGCUGUUGUGUGAAGUAUCCCCAAGGAAAUUCUAGCCAUGCAGUCCAGCAAGUUACAGUGCUGUGAACAGACUUAAUUGUAGUAAGUCUCUGAUAGGAGUUACUAAGACUUUGACAUACAUGUACUUAAAAUUUUAAAAUUAAAUGUAAUUUCCUAUAUUGGACAGUGUUGCUGGUAGAGGCAAAGAGCAUCUUUAUUUUUCUUAUGAACUCUUAUCUGGUGUUUUAUCCUUAAUAAAAGGCUAUGGCUAUUUUUGCAUACUGACUGAAUAUUUGGCCUUUAAGAGUAUAUAAUUAGAUGGAAGAGUAAAAGCUGUUGUUAAAGGACUGUUUUUCUAAUGAAAAUAGUUUGAAAUCAUAUAAUUUUAGUUUCUUCCAAAUAGAUGUGAUUAGUGUGUUGGAAGUAGUUUUACAGUGGAUAUAAAGGGAGCAGUUGAGAGACAGUGGCUGAGAAUGUGUCCAGCUAUUUUUGUAGCUAACAGUUAUAUUUUGUUAGUCUCUUUACUUAGAUAUUUCCAUACAAUUGAACAGCUAAAUUACAAUUGGAUACAAAAACUAUUUGCACUUAGUAAUGUUUAUAUUUUAAAAUAGGUUUUAUUGUACUAAUUGAUAAGUAAAUCUCAAUGACUGUGAGAAAAUUCUAGUCUAUAUUAUUACUUUGAUAGAAAUUUGAAUAUGGGAUAGUAUUAUUUGUAUCAUAUAAAAAUGUUUUCAUGAAUUUUUAGCUGCUGAAAGUGAAAUCAAUAAACUUUAGCUACUGUUGUUGACUGGAA
Messenger RNA from Tyto alba (common barn owl), 1937 nucleotides. RefSeq names its product small integral membrane protein 19 (gene SMIM19). The record is from RefSeq and is a predicted model, not a curated record. The coding region runs from base 83 to 427 and encodes 114 amino acids. The transcript is spliced from 3 exons. NCBI's taxonomy places the organism in Eukaryota, Metazoa, Chordata, Aves, Strigiformes, Tytonidae.